Messenger RNA from Pongo pygmaeus (Bornean orangutan), 932 nucleotides. RefSeq names its product eukaryotic translation elongation factor 1 epsilon 1 (gene EEF1E1). Gene Ontology annotation, biological process: positive regulation of DNA damage response, signal transduction by p53 class mediator. The transcript is spliced from 4 exons. NCBI's taxonomy places the organism in Eukaryota, Metazoa, Chordata, Mammalia, Primates, Hominidae. The coding region runs from base 110 to 634 and encodes 174 amino acids. The record is from RefSeq and is a predicted model, not a curated record. Gene Ontology annotation, cellular component: nucleus; aminoacyl-tRNA synthetase multienzyme complex; cytoplasm.
CGUUCAGCCAAUCGCCGCUGAAGUUUGCAGGAGAGGGACUUCCGUUUCCACCAAUGCCGGAGGUUCUUGUUCUGCAGGUCUGGAGUCCGCCAGGAGCUACGGCCGGAAGAUGGCGGCGGCCGCAGAGUUGUCGCUACUGGAGAAGUCCCUGGGACUGAGUAAAGGGAAUAAAUACAGUGCUCAGGGCGAGCGACAGAUUCCAGUUCUUCAGACAAACAAUGGUCCAAGUCUAACAGGAUUGACUACUAUAGCAGCUCAUCUAGUCAAGCAAGCCAACAAAGAAUAUUUGCUGGGGAGUACUGCAGAAGAAAAAGCAAUCGUUCAGCAGUGGUUAGAAUACAGGGUCACUCAAGUAGAUGGACACUCCAGUAAAAAUGACAUCCACACACUGUUGAAGGAUCUUAAUUCAUAUCUUGAAGAUAAAGUCUACCUUACCGGGUAUAACUUUACAUUAGCAGAUAUCCUAUUGUACUAUGGACUUCAUCGCUUUAUAGUUGACCUGACAGUUCAAGAAAAGGAGAAAUAUCUUAAUGUGUCUCGCUGGUUUUGUCACAUUCAGCAUUAUCCAGGCAUCAGGCAACAUCUGUCUAGUGUUGUCUUCAUCAAGAACAGACUAUAUACUAAUUCCCACUAGAAGCUGUCCAUGCCAUACAGAAGAUCUAGUAAAAACGUUUUAAAUGGAAAAUGUACUCUGGACCACAGGACUAAUGUAAAUUAAUAUACAGCCAUUCAUUAUUUGUUGAAGUUGAUAGAAUUUUUGAAGUGUAAACUUGUGUCUGAAUGUUUUAUUUGUUCUUUAGUUGAAGUUUUGCAAUUUUUAUGUCAAAAUUCAAUUGCUAUUAAACAAGUUGAGAUCAAGUUAUAAAUUAACCUUGUUUUUAAUAGAUGACAUGUAUUUCAAUAAAAGUUGCAAAUCAGGCUUAAUCUUAAAA